GUGUGUGUGUGUGUCAGCUUGUUUCGCCUCCCGGUAGAGAAAAGCAGGAAGCGCCCCUGAGCCCUCCGUUGCUAGCGCGAGCUCUGCCCACCUGAUCUGCCCCCCUCUCGCGCUCCUGUGCGCGUGGCUAUCCUCCUAGACGGGACCGUGACACUCGGUGGAAACGGAACCGUAGUCUAGUCUGUCCGCGAGAAGUUUUAGUAGUUUAGAAACUGUGGCCACCGCCAGCUGUGGCUUCCGGGCUACGGCUCAGUCUCGAGCUCCUACCGAGAGAGCAGCACGAGAGCAGUAAACAACUUGGACUUACUUCCGCAUACGAGGACCCGUGGAGAGCAGCACGAGAGAUGACUCUUUGAGGCUUCAGAAUGGAGGCAACAACAAGCAGGCCAUAGAGGACACAGGUCCGUAUGGUUGCCGGGCACCGAGCUGAUGCCAGCCGCCAUGACGGAGAUGCUGGACUGGUGGGAGGGGCCAGGACAGGAAGGGGAGGGGCCAGUCACAGUGGACUUCCUGUUGCCAACCGGCCUCUAUAUCCAGAUGGACGUACCCAGAGAAGCCACCAUACAGCACAUCAAGCUGCUGCUAUGGAAGGCUGCUGCUGGGUACCCGUUGUUCGGCUCGCUGGGCGCGAUGGAGGCGUGUGUGUUCUGGUGUGUGUCGGCGUCGGCGGUGCACGAGGAGCUGGACGACGAGAGCCGACGGCUGUGUGAUGUCAGACCCUUCCUGCCCAUGCUCCGCCUCCUGCGGCGAUCCUGCGAGGACACGCAGCGCGCACUCGCCUCCAAGAUAGGAACGCUCAUCGGGAAAGGUCUUCAGGAGCUGGAUUCGCUAGAGGACCAGGAAGUGAAGGAGUUCCGCCAGAAGAUGCAGCGAAUCACAGAAGAGAACCUGCAGCGCCUCCAGAUGAUGUCACUGGGGGAGUGGCUUAGCCGCAGCUACAGCACCCAGCUGGACCUGGCGCCUACUGAUGAUGUCAUCAACACGCGCCUCACAGAGGGAGGCAUUAAGGUCACCAUCCACUACGACCAGUCACAGGACACGGCGAGUGUGCGUGUGUGUGCGACUUCUACCGUGGAGCAGCUGAUAGGCCACGCCCUCAAGAAGUGGAGCUCCACCCACCUGACGCAGUGCUGUCAUGACGACUACCUGCUCCGCCUCUCACACAAGAUGGAGUUCCUUAGCAGCAAACACACACUCAUACAACACAGGUACAUCCGUGCGAGUGUGUUAUCUCAGGAGACUCCUCAUCUGACGCUGGUGCACGUGGGCGUGGCUAAAAGCAUGUUCGAGAAGGAGCUGAAUUCUAUUGGCCAAGCCCUCACACAGAGACCCGCCCACCCGCCCCUCCCACUCAAGAAGAGAGCAACAUCACAGGUGCAGACGUGUGUGUGGGAUGUCCAGUGUCCGUUCAAGGUCAUCCUGGUGAGAGGCAUCAAGGUCAACGCUGACGAGACGGCCAAGGUGCAGGUGCGUGCGGGCCUGUUCCACGGCGGGGAGGUGCUGUGUGUUCCGGCCGCCAGCGAGGAGGUGUCGGGCCGCGCGGAACACGUGUGGCGGCACACACUCGAGUUCGACAUGUGUGUGUGUGACCUGCCGCGCAUGGCGCGCCUGUGUGUGGCGCUCUACGCCGUCUCACACAAGAAGACCAAGAGCAGGAGCACCAAGCACACACACAAGUACCAGACCAUACGCAAGGCCGGGAAAGUGCACUACCCGAUUGCCUGGGUUAAUACGAUGGUGUUUGACUAUAAAGGCCACUUGAAGACGGGAGACAUCCUACUACACUGCUGGUCGUCAUUCCCAGAUGAGUUGGAGGAGAUGUUGAAUCCUAUUGGUACAGUGCAGACCAAUCCCUAUCCAGAGAACGCCACCACGCUCCACAUCCAGAUACCGGACUACAGCGCCCAGCCUGUGGUCUUCCCACCCUUUGAUAAGAUUUUGGAGAAAGCAGCUGAAGUAGCGAAAGGCACCGACGCUCCCAUGACGGGUCGCGGUGGUAAGAAGUUCCAUAUUGAGUUGAAGGAGAUUAUGGAGAGGGAGCCGCUGUCUCAGCUGUGUGAGAACGAGAAGGAUCUGAUAUGGACCCUGCGAUACGACUGCAGAGAAAACUUCCCUCAGAGUCUCCCAAAGCUCCUGCUGUCUGUCAAGUGGAACAAGCAUGAAGACAUGGCCCAGCUCCAGGCACUGCUGCAGAUUUGGCCUCAGCUGAGUCCUCGAGACGCUCUGGAGCUGCUGGACUUCAACUACCCCGACCAAUACGUACGCGAAUACGCCGUCACCUGCCUACGCAACAUGAGUGAUGAGGAGUUGAGUGGGUAUCUUCUGCAGCUGGUGCAGGUGUUGCGCUACGAGCCGUAUUUCGACUGCGCUCUGACACGCUUCCUCCUGGAGCGCGCUCACAACAACCGCGGCAUCGGACACUUCCUCUUCUGGCAUUUAAGGUCUGAGAUCCACAUGCCGGCUGUGAGUAUCCAGUUUGCUCUGAUCCUGGAGGCCUACUGCCGAGGAAGCAUCCCUCACAUAGAGGUCUUAAAGAAACAGGUGGAUGCUCUGCAUAAGUUGGCCGCUGUGAACAGCCUGGUGAAGACGGGUGGUGCAGCGCCGCGAGUGAAAGCCAGGGGGCGCGACAACCAGCUGAGAGAGGCAAUGCUCACCUGCCUACGCCAGAGCGGAUUCGCCGAGACACUCGCGGACAUACACAGCCCCCUCGACCCAAACAUACUGUUAUCGGCCGUCAAUGUUGAGAAGUGUAAGUAUAUGGACUCCAAGAUGAAGCCUCUCUGGAUCGUCUACAACAACAAGCUACUCGGAGGACACACACUCGGAAUCAUCUACAAGAACGGAGACGAUUUGAGACAGGACAUGUUGACUCUUCAGAUCCUGAAGUUGAUGGACAUGCUGUGGAAAGAGGCCAACCUGGACCUGAGGAUCCUGCCGUACGGUUGCCUGGCGACGGGCGAUCGCUCCGGCCUGAUUGAGGUGGUGGUCGCUGCGGAUACGAUCGCAAACAUUCAGAAGACCUCGAGCAACAUGACGGCGACCGCAGCCUUCAACAAGGACGCCCUGCUGAACUGGCUCAAAGACAAGAACACACAGGGUGAGUGUCUAGAGCGUGCUAUUGAGGAGUUCACCUUGUCGUGUGCUGGCUACUGCGUCGCUACGUACGUCCUGGGCAUCGGAGAUCGCCAUAGCGACAAUAUCAUGGUGCGCAGCAACGGACAGCUGUUCCAUAUAGACUUUGGCCACAUCUUGGGGAACUUCAAGUCCAAGUUCGGCAUCAAGCGCGAGCGCGUCCCCUUCAUCCUGACUCACGACUUCAUCCACGUGAUACAGCAGGGCAAGCCCACCAACACACAGAAGUUUGGCAGUUUCAGGCAGUAUUGUGAGGAUGCCUACUUGGUGUUGCGGCGUAACGGGAAUCUGAUCAUCACGCUCUUCGCCCUCAUGCUCACCGCUGGACUACCGGAACUCACCUCAGUUAAAGAUAUACAAUACCUUAAGGACUCCUUGGCUCUGGGGAAGACUGAAGACGAGGCCUUGAAACAGUUCCGUCAGAAGUUUGAUGAGGCGCUGAGGGAGAGCUGGACCACUAAAGUCAACUGGAUGGCACAUCACCUGGCACACGCAUCAUAACACACACAUCAUAGCACACACACACACUUGGCCCACGUCUCUUGCACACAUUAUACACACACACGCUCAAGCAUCCUAAUACACACACACACACACACACGUCUUACUACAACCCACACACACCACUUGGCCCAGGCAUAACACACCACCUCACAUACAACUCCUAACACACUACCUCGCUAGAAACAAACACACACGCACACACACACACACACACACACACACACACACACACACACACACACACACACACACACACACACACAUACACACACACACACAUACACACACACACACACACACACACACACACACACACACAGCACCUGGCCCACGCCGCUUAAUAGACACAGAUACACACACACACACACACACACACACACACACACACACACACACACACACACACACACACACACACACACACACACACACACACACACACACAUUCCUAUCGGAGGGCUGGGCCUGAAGGACUCUUCAUGAGAUGAACCAAUCAGGCCUUGAGCUGCCCAGAGUAACCAAUUAGAGUAGAGAGCAGCUGUACCUGAGAAGACCCGCCUACUUCCUGCUUUUAGAAGACCCGCCUACUUCCUGAUAUAGGCCACGCCUACUUCCUGUUCUGGCUUCUUGUGUUUUGUUGACACUGAACGUGCGGGCGGGCAAAGGAAAGGGGGGCGGAGUCAGACA
Molecule: messenger RNA, 4323 nt
Organism: Engraulis encrasicolus (European anchovy)
Lineage: Eukaryota; Metazoa; Chordata; Actinopteri; Clupeiformes; Engraulidae
Gene: pik3cb
Product: phosphatidylinositol-4,5-bisphosphate 3-kinase, catalytic subunit beta
Exons: 25
Coding region: 430-3633 (1067 amino acids)
Biological process (GO): phosphatidylinositol 3-kinase/protein kinase B signal transduction; phosphatidylinositol-mediated signaling; phosphatidylinositol-3-phosphate biosynthetic process
Cellular component (GO): cytoplasm; plasma membrane; phosphatidylinositol 3-kinase complex
Molecular function (GO): 1-phosphatidylinositol-3-kinase activity; 1-phosphatidylinositol-4-phosphate 3-kinase activity
Source: RefSeq, a predicted model, not a curated record